Molecule: messenger RNA, 2653 nt
Organism: Spodoptera littoralis (African cotton leafworm)
Lineage: Eukaryota; Metazoa; Arthropoda; Insecta; Lepidoptera; Noctuidae
Source: the annotation of a GenBank genome assembly
AUGGCUGCAAAGCGCAAUUUCCUUCGCCGCACAAAAGCCACCGCACCUCCAGAAACCACGGAGACGGAAACCAGCACAGAUAAAAUAGAAACCACCACAAACAGAUUCACUAGACGCGGGAACUCCAAAUUCAAAUCGCGAAAAGAAGCUGAACUCGAGAAAAAAGGCGCGACUGCGAAAAAUGAGGUUGAAAAUGCUUCGCGUCGGCCAUCUUUGAACGGCGGCGCGCGGCGUAGUGAGCGCCCGACUCGCAAGUUUGUUCGACUGCGUGGAGGGGCAAACGCAACAGCAACAACACCUUCAGCUUCAUCAACAGCAGCAGCGCCUGUAUCAACACUAUCAUCGACAGUAGUUACCAGGCGGCCAUUCCGUGUCGCCAGCAGACGUCGUAUCGGAGUUCCUACUACUACCACUACCACUACCACGACCCCUGCUCCUACUACCACUUCUACCACUGAAACUCCAACUGCAGCUGCUCCUGAAGCUGUUACCAACGCUUAUGAAGAUGAAGAGUCGCUACAGGAUAUUGGUGAUAUCGACUCUAUCGAAGACCUAACUCUCGUGCCAAGAGAACCAAUGAAGUCCACCAAAAUCCAGAGACGACCUCUGGUCAAUUUGAGAGAACAAGUGAAAGACCAGAACCCAUCAGCCACGAACGAAGAAGAGAACAAGAGACAGAGUAAGAAGUACAGCGCGUCCAUCAAGCAGAACCAGCUAAACGACUUGCUGAAACAGAAGAAUCAGGAGGAGACCACCACGGAGACGAAGAGUACUGCUGAUGAUUACAGUGCUGAAACCGCUCUAGCGAUAGCAGCUCACCAACUUAUCACUGCACCUAUACCAAGCAUACCAGAUUUCGAAGAGGAAAUCAAACCAACAAGAAAGACACAAACCACCGUAGAAUACAAAUACACAAGUCGGGAAUACAAUGAGUACACCGAUAUUAGUAGAACACCAACUUAUGAUGACUUCCAAAGCACGCCAAACUACAAGAGCACCCUUGGGAACUCAUAUGAUCAAACAACAGGCUACAAGAACCCUGUAGACUUCGAAGCAACGAAAGUAUCAAGUGACUUCGAGACUCAGAAGGCACCAACCACUUCUACAGUGUAUUACAAGACUGACUUUGCUCAAACUACUUCUGACGAACCUUACACUUCAGUUUUCGAAGCCCCUAAACUUUCUACCAACACAUUUGACGUCCCGAAGACAACUGCAUUCCCUAAUACAGUGAACACUGCUAACACAGCAAAUCUUGGCUUUGUAAGAACAAACGCAAAUGAUUACAGUAUAACUUCUGCUUACGAUUCUAAAGUGACCCCUACAAGUUACGGUCCAAGGUCUUCGUCUACUAACUUCCCCAACACAGUGACGAAUCAAGACUUUGGUAGAACGACAAUCGGAGACGUGUACGACACACGUAGUGACUACGACUCUAAGAUUUCUACCUACCUUCCUAAAGCAACUGCGACCAACUUCCCAUCAAAUACAGAAACAGUAAACACGUAUUUGGACACUUCGACAGAGUUUGUGUCAAAGACUUCCCCAACGUAUGUACCGAAAUUCCCUUCAACAGACUACCAGAACACAAUAAGCCAAGAAUAUGUGCAGUCGUCACUAAAUCCUUUCGCAGCUCCCACUGAAUUGAGUGCUCCCAAGAUUUCUACAUCUUUAGCUCCUCCUUCUCCCACGAGAUACUUUGAGAGAACUACCUUCGCAGACACACCGACAGAUAACUCGCCAAGAAGUUCUAGCGCUUUCAUUCCAAAGUCGACUGCUACGACGAAAUUCUCAAGAGGUGGAUCUAGAUACCUUCCGUCUUCGACAGAUGCUUCUACAGGGUACACAGGAGUCCAAAGGUCUUCCACUCCAAGGUACAGAACUGAGAAGCUGAUACCAGUUCCUGUGGACACUGGCUACUCCACAGUUGGUUACACUGGAUCCAGUCAGGAGCCCUCGUACUUCACCAGGGAAUACCUCCUGGAGUCGCCUGUUACCAAGACUUACGACGCGGAAUACCAAUACUUAUCACCAGUCACCACACCACAGACGCCAGCUACCCAGCCAACUAGAAGGGUGAUCAGAAAGAAGCUCCAACGUAAGAUCUCGACCACCCUCCGGCCGACAGACCCACCAGCACCAUCUUCCACUCCUGUACCACGAAGGGUACCAUCCAAAGCACCAUUCGAGAAGAUCCCCAAGGGACCAAAGAAGACGUACAGACCGAUCGCAAACUAUGACUACUACGAUGACAGCGAUGAGAAGGUCGCUGUCAAAUAUGUUGAAGGAACUAAGAUCGUGAUGAGAGAAGAUGGCCGCAUCGAGUGUCUGGACAUCGGUAACUUCCCUCAUCCUAAAUCGUGCAAGAAAUUCAUCUCAUGCGCUCGUAUCGAGAAUGGCUCAUUAUUAGGCUGGGAGUACAUCUGUCCUAAAGGGUUGAGCUUCGAUCCCGUCGGAGGAAUCUGUAACUGGUCGGCAGGACUUGGGUGUGACGAGAAAGAUGUCUGAAAAUAGAAGAAGGAAAAAAAUAGAAAAGAAUGAAUUAGGAACAAAUUGAAAAAUUAAACGUUUAGUAGCGUUCGAGGAAUUUGAUUAUUUUGUAGGGACAGUCAACACCAUGUUCUAUGCUUCUGACUUUUUAAUUUUUUUUUUU